AUGGCUGCCGCUGUUGUCGCCCAUGACCAAAAGUCGCAAAUUGAGCAUCUUCAAGGUCUCAUAAAAGAAAAUGCGAAGCGAUCAAGAGCUUUAUUCGCAGAUGGACAAUCUGAGAAACAGGACGAUUUCACCGAAGCUGCAGACAAACUCGUGAUAGCUGCACGAAUACACUCAGAAUACGAUCAUGUUAGAGAACUACCGCCAGCAUUGGCUGCAAAGUUUGCGAACGCGGUGGGCUCUCGGAAGAAGGCGAAGACAGCUACGGAGCCUACAGAAGCAGACGCGAGAACGACAAAGCUGAUUGAGGGCGUGGCAUCGAAAAGCGAAGGCGCAGGAAGCUCAUCUACAGCUUUGACUAUUAGACGGCAAGGACCUGCGGAUGGCACGCCGCCGAAUGCCAAUGGACCUACGGCGCAAAAGAACCUACCGUCAUCGAGUUUAGUACGCAAGCAGACUGUUGUGCAAGUGAAGCCAGAUUGGCAUGCUCCUUGGAAGUUGAUGCGUGUUAUUUCUGGCCACUUGGGAUGGGUCAGAGCAUUAGCUGUCGAGCCGGAGAACAAAUGGUUUGCCAGUGGAGCUGGAGACAGGACGAUUAAGAUUUGGGACCUCGCGACAGGAUCUUUGAGAUUGACCUUGACUGGACAUAUUUCGACUGUACGAGGUCUCGCUGUAUCACCACGGCAUCCAUAUUUGUUCUCCUGCGGUGAGGACAAGAUGGUCAAAUGUUGGGAUCUGGAAACGAACAAGGUCAUCAGACAUUACCACGGACAUUUGAGUGGUGUUUAUACACUCUCCCUCCACCCAACUUUGGAUGUGUUAGUUACCGGAGGCCGUGAUGGUGUUGCAAGAGUAUGGGACAUGCGAACUCGAAGCAACAUCCAUGUUCUGUCAGGGCACAAAGGUACGGUCUCUGAUGUCAAAUGCCAGGAGGCGGAUCCUCAAGUCAUUACUUCAUCCUUGGACUCGACUGUCCGACUAUGGGAUUUAGCUGCAGGAAAGACAAUGGGAGUCUUAACACAUCACAAAAAGGGCGUUCGAGCGUUGGCCAUCCAUCCCAAGGAGUUUACUUUUGCUAGUGGAAGCACUGGAAGCAUUAAACAAUGGAAGUGCCCUGAGGGAGCAUUCAUGCAAAAUUUCGAUGGCCAGAACUCAAUUAUAAACACACUGGCCGUCAAUGAGGACAAUGUAUUGUUUUCUGGUGGAGAUAAUGGUUCCAUGAGCUUUUGGGAUUGGAAGUCAGGCCACAGAUUCCAAGCACUAGACACAACUGCUCAGCCUGGUUCUUUGGAUGCCGAGGCAGGGCUCAUGAGCUCUACAUAUGACAAAACUGGACUUCGAUUAAUUUGCGGUGAAGCGGACAAAACUAUCAAAGUUUGGAAGCAAGACGAGUCAGCAACUCCAGAAACACACCCUCUGGAAUGGAAGCCAACAUUAGGAAGACAAAAGUUCUAA
Molecule: messenger RNA, 1452 nt
Organism: Mollisia scopiformis
Lineage: Eukaryota; Fungi; Ascomycota; Leotiomycetes; Helotiales; Mollisiaceae
Product: WD40 repeat-like protein
Exons: 2
Coding region: 1-1452 (483 amino acids)
Biological process (GO): mRNA splicing, via spliceosome
Cellular component (GO): precatalytic spliceosome; Prp19 complex; catalytic step 2 spliceosome
Molecular function (GO): protein binding
Source: RefSeq, a predicted model, not a curated record